AUGAAAGACUAUGUAAAUUUUAGCACCAGACAAUUUGCAAGACAUAUCAAAAAAUCUGAAGGCCAGAAAAUUCCUAAAGUUGAGUUGCAAAUAUCAAUUUAUGGAGUGAAAAUUCUAGAACCCAAAACAAAGGAAGUUCAACACAAUUGCCAGCUUCAUAGAAUAUCAUUUUGUGCAGAUGAUAAAACUGACAAGAGGAUAUUCACUUUCAUAUGCAAAGAUUCUGAGUCAAAUAAACAUUUGUGCUAUGUAUUUGACAGCGAGAAGUGUGCUGAAGAAAUAACUUUAACAAUUGGCCAAGCAUUUGACCUGGCAUACAGGAAAUUUCUAGAAUCUGGAGGAAAAGAUGUUGAAACAAGAAAACAGAUUGCAGGGUUACAGAAAAGAAUUCAAGACUUAGAAACAGAAAAUAUGGAACUGAAAAAUAAAGUACAUGAUUUGGAAAACAAGUUAAGAAUAACUCAAGUAUCAACAUCUCCAGCAGGCAGCGUGACACCUAAGUCGCCCUCCACUGACAUCUUUGAUAUGAUUCCCUUUUCUCCAAUAUCACACCAGUCUUCGAUACCCACUCGCAAUGGUACACAGCCGCCUCCAGUACCUAGUAGAUCUGCUGAGAUUAAACGGGACCUGUUUGGAGCAGAACCUUUUGAUCCAUUUAACUGUGGAGCAGGAGAUUUCCCUCCAGAUAUUCAAUCAAAAUUAGAUGAGAUGCAGGAGGGGUUCAAAAUGGGACUAACUCUUGAAGGCACCGUAUUUUGUCUCGACCCAUUAGACAGUAGGUGCUGAUGUCAAGAACAAGAGACCCUGAUUCAUGUUAAAUUUGUCUAUAUGCAUAUAUGAUUCAUUAUUACUUUAAGAUAGGUAUUAUACAUGUGCCCAAUAUAUUUUUGAAUAUAUUAAUGUUUUGAAAAUUAUUUCAGUAAAAUGUCUUCAUUUUCACAAUUGAUCUGUAAUUUUUAUUUUAAAAACAACUUGCUGUAAAGUGUAUCAUACUUUUAGUAUCCUUUCUGUUUCUGUGGUAGAUGAAUUUAUAAUUGAAAGACAAAUUAUACAAAUACCUGCCUUGUGUGUGAGUUCUAAAUAAUUAGCAUCUUGAAAUUUGAAUCCAUUUUCAAGGCUGCUAGUUUAUUGAUUUCCCGAAAGCCAUACCUUAAUGAUACUUUUUAAAAUUCUGAAGAGAUAUAUUAAUGCCAAACUAAACACAUUCUGUUUUCAAAUAAUAAACAUGUUGCCAUUCAUAGACAGAUACCAUUUUAUGUAUAAAAUGCUGCUCAUGUCAUUCAGAAAAUGUUAACUUUGAAUAUAAUGCCACCAGGUCACUAAGUUUUAGCAGGUAAAAUAACAAGCAUAUAAAUUCCAAUAAUAAUUAAACCAAUGUAUUUAGAGUAUUUAUUAAAUAUUAGUAAAUGCAAAGUGAUAAUGUUAGUUAUUAUCAGUUAUACUCUAAAUAUUUAAGUUUUUUCAUGAAUAAAGAUUAUGGAAAAAUAAUGAAAAUCUGCUAUUUACAAAAUCUUAGGAUUUUAUUUCUAAUGAGAUAAGUUAUAUUACUAUAACAUCUGAACAUUAUCUGACCUCAUAUUCCUAAAAAUCAUUUGGAAUAUAUGCUGUUUAUGGUUGCAAUAUCUAUCACCCAUCUUUACUUUACCAAAUAUAUUUGUUCUCCCUAAAUAGGUAUUAUCCUUCUGAUAGUUUCUUCUUUGAUAAAGAUAUUUUCUCACCAAAGUUUAUUUUGCGAUGCCACACUAAUUUUCAUACUUUAACAUCUAUGGCAACUAUUCUAUACUAAUUAUCAAUCUUACUUAGCAAAUUUGAUUUGAAUUCGUUUUGUUGAAGUCAGAAUCUCAUUUUUCACAAAAAUCAAGUUGCUGCUCAGUUUAGUCUUGAACAUGAGCAAUAAAAUUCUCUCGUACCUCAUUCUUAAUGUGCUGAUGAACCCUAACCUUUAAAAGCAACAUUUGUUUUCUAUACUUUUGCCCAUUAUGUAACAGAAUAAUUUGUAUUCAGUGCAACAAAACUUUCUGAUGAAAAUUUCUAAUUUGGUUCAUUACAUUAUGAGAAAAAUAAAUGAAUAAAAAUGUGGGCUUAGAUUGGGGUAGCCGUCAAAAAUAGAUUUUUCUUUUACUCGUGGGAAUUUUCUUCAAGUGCUAAAGGUACAUUUCCAUUAGGAAAAGAAAUCAAAUACACUUAUGCAAUAUUAUGUUUGUGUGUAUCUCCAUAAUGUUGAAUGGUAUAUAUGAGUCUUCUUGUGUGUUUUCCUUUAUCUGCUACAUUGUGUCUUAAUUAGAGGGCGAUAUAUGUUUCAUAAAGAAGAGUCUUUAUAAUUUUGUUUGUCAUAUAGUAUUUUGGAAUUUGUAUAAUGAGGAUGUUUAGAAGCCCUAUAAGUGGCUUUUUUUAACAGAUAGAUUUGUAUUUUUAUUGUACUUUAAAAAGAUUUAUGUAAUAGGUAUAUAUUUAGUGACCAUUUAUUAUCAAUGGUAACACACUAGAGUACUAAGAUGGUAUUUGCACAUUUAAGAUACGUUACUUUACCAAUUUUUAAUGGUAAUCAAUUCUGCUACUGGCAUGAUUAAAUAGUACAUAAUUGGUCAUUAAUGAUGAACAUUUUAUUUCUCCAGUGCAUUUUUAUGAAGAUCUAGUUGAAAAUUGUAUUUCUAUGUAAACACGAUAAUAUGUUUGAUUUUGCUGAAAAUAAAUGAUUUUAAAUAAA
Messenger RNA from Propithecus coquereli (Coquerel's sifaka), 2707 nucleotides. It is a transcript of the gene GULP1, whose product is annotated as GULP, engulfment adaptor PTB domain containing 1. NCBI's taxonomy places the organism in Eukaryota, Metazoa, Chordata, Mammalia, Primates, Indriidae. The record is from RefSeq and is a predicted model, not a curated record. Bases 1 to 786 code for a protein of 261 amino acids. The transcript has 8 exons.